Messenger RNA from Drosophila ficusphila, 685 nucleotides. It is a transcript of the gene snRNP-U1-C, whose product is annotated as U1 small nuclear ribonucleoprotein C. Bases 107 to 544 code for a protein of 145 amino acids. Gene Ontology annotation, molecular function: pre-mRNA 5'-splice site binding; zinc ion binding. Gene Ontology annotation, biological process: spliceosomal snRNP assembly; mRNA splicing, via spliceosome; mRNA 5'-splice site recognition. Lineage: Eukaryota; Metazoa; Arthropoda; Insecta; Diptera; Drosophilidae. The record is from RefSeq and is a predicted model, not a curated record. Gene Ontology annotation, cellular component: nucleus; U1 snRNP. The transcript has a single exon.
CAUACCUCUCAAGACAGCCCUAGCCGAAAAGGGUCACACCUCUGUGGAAAAAAUAAAUAAAACUUCAAUUUAUUCAAUUCCACGCUAACUUAAAUAAAAUAGUACAAUGCCAAAGUACUAUUGCGAUUACUGUGACACCUACUUGACCCACGACUCGCCCUCCGUACGGAAAACCCACUGCACCGGUCGCAAGCACCGCGACAAUGUAAAGUUCUACUACCAAAAGUGGAUGGAGGAGCAGGCACAGCAUUUGAUUGACGCCACCACUGCCGCCUUCAAAGCCGGAAAGAUUACGAACAAUCCGUUCGCGGGUGGGCCAGGAGCGGCGCCUCCGAAGCCGGCGGGUGUGUCCAUCCCGCCGCCCAAUAUGGGUGCUCCUCCACGUCCGGGAAUGCCAGGAAUGCCCUACAUGCCGCCUCUAAUGAAUCCAAUGAUGGGCAUGCGUCCACCACCGAUUAUGAAUCCCAUGGCCAUGAUGGGACCACCACCUCCGCUCGGCACAAUUCCCGGCGUCCGACCGCCGAUCAUGAAUGGACCCAAGUGACGGCACAAUGAAUCACGAUCAGAUACAGGAUCACUAAGGGAACGCACCUCGUGAGGUGUCCUAAUUAAGCUGUAGCAGUUAAGUAAGCCCAUUAGCAAACCAAACUAUGGAAAUUUAUAUAAAACAAAUUUACUCAACAGA